Gambusia affinis (western mosquitofish) is the source of this 5213-nucleotide messenger RNA. RefSeq names its product zinc finger protein 408 (gene znf408). The record is from RefSeq and is a predicted model, not a curated record. Lineage: Eukaryota; Metazoa; Chordata; Actinopteri; Cyprinodontiformes; Poeciliidae. Gene Ontology annotation, cellular component: nucleus. The transcript is spliced from 9 exons. The coding region runs from base 124 to 2244 and encodes 706 amino acids.
CUGAUUUGUUUUUCUUUGCUGGAUAAAGAUAGCUUUCCCAGAGUUAAUUUUAUCGGAGUGAACGGUGUUUUUUUUUUUAAACAAACACCAGUCGAUUCAAGACACCAAUCACAUCUAGUGUGAAUGGCCCGUCUUCUGCCUGAUCUCGCCUCCUUCCUGUCCUCGAUUCUCCCCCCCGGCUUCGCCUUGGGCCCUUCGCUGCUGCGUGAAGGCAGCGUGGGGCUUUGGUGGGUCGGUCGCCCGCUGGAGGCCGGAGCCCCGCUGGGGACGGAGGGCGAGGCCCAGCGGGUCAGCAGGACGCGUUCAGACCCGCUGAGCAAUUCCUGUGAAAACGACCAAUCAGGAGCUGCUUGUUCUGAGGAUGAGAAGGUGCUGAUGGGCGGAUCAACCACUCAGGAAGCUCCUGUCCAAAGAGCCACAUGGUUCAACUUUGCCUGCCAGGCGCAGUGCAGGGCCCAGCAGAACGUGGCGGUCCGGUGCGCCUGCAGAGGGGUGUGUGACGGUGUGUGUGUGGGUGUGUGUGUGCGCGCGUGUCAGGACAUCCAUCCGGGAACGGAGCUGCUGGUGUUCGAUGAGGCGGUGGGAAAAGGUCAACCAGAUACGAAUCUGAAGCUGAAGACAGAGAGCAACAAAAUAAACACUCUGGGAGAGGAAAAGCUCAAAGAGAAGAAGAAAACUCUGCAGGAUGAGGAAGAUCAUUGCAGACAAACCCCCAGUGUCAUCAAGCCUCGUCCUCGUCAGAGGAGGAUGAAAACCGUCCCAUGUGAUCCCAACUCAGACCGUGAGAACGAGCAGGAGGGGUUGACAGACAAACCAAACCUUCCUGCUCCUCCGCCUGUUCGCUCCAGCUCCCGUCUGGCUGCUAAACCGCGGCGGUUUCACUGCAUGUCCGCCGGAUCGAGGCGCCACCCUGCGUCCGAACCGUCCAAACUGACUGAGGGACAAAGCAAACACUCGGCCGAGGCGCCUGAGGUUUCCCCGGCCGCCGGCCGGCAGCCAGAGGUCAGAGAGAGACGGUACCGGUGCUCCAGCUGCGGGAAAAGGUUCUACCAGCUUGGUCACCUCCGGAAACACCAGUUCAGCCACACAGAUGAAAAACCCUUCCGCUGUCGAGACUGUGGGAAAAACUAUACCUCAUCGGAAAGUUUCAGAGCCCAUCAGUUGAGUCACAGAGGUGAGCGGCCAUUUUCCUGUCCUCACUGUGAAAAGACUUACGGCCUGAAGCGGGACCUGAAGGAGCACCUGGUCCUGCACACCGGAGAGAAACCCUACACCUGUGAGAACUGUGGGAAAUCCUUCGCACGGCGCCCCUCGCUGCGCGUUCACCGCCUGCUGCACUGCAGCAGGAAGGUCUACAUGCUGUCGCCAAAGGUGCAGUGCUCCGUCUGCUCCAAGCAGCUGGCCAACCCCAAUUCCCUGAGGAACCACAUGAAGCUGCACACCGGGGAGAAGCCGCACAUCUGCCAGCACUGUGGGAAGCGCUUCAGUCAGAAAGGGAACCUGGAGAGCCAUCUGAGGGUCCACAGCGGGGAGAAACCCUUUCACUGCCCUGAGUGCCUGCAGACUUUCACUCAGAAGUCGGAUCUCCAGCGGCACAUGUUCAGCCACACUGAGGGAGGCUUUCUUUGUAGCUACUGUGGGAAAUCUCUGAGGGACCCCCACAGUCUGAGAUACCAUGAGCGGCUGCACACCGGAGAGAGACCCCAUCGCUGCUCAAUCUGUGGCAAAGGCUACACGAUGGCAACCAAACUGAGGAGACACAUGAGGUCUUCCCACCUGAAGGAGAAACCGUACAGUUGCUCCUGCGGCGCCUCGUACACCUUGAAGCAGAGUCUGCUUCGGCACGAGGCUCAGCACCGGCCCAAGACAGAGGAACCGAGCAAAGCAGGUCCAAAGGAACCGGUGGCUUUGGGCUGCAGCCACCUGAAACCGACCCGAGGAAGACCGAGGAAGACUGGGCUUCAUCUGGAGACCAGAGGAAAGGAUGAAGCACGGGAAAAAGAUGAGAAAGUUAUGAAAACGUCAGAGGCUUCAGGCGACAUCCAGCACACCGUCAUUUACGUCCAGACAGACGAGCCGCCUGCAGGGGCGCAGCCGGAGCUGGUGGAGGUGGUGCUGGCUGACGGCGCGGAGCAAUGCAUUCUGGUCCAGGGGCAGCAGCGGCUGGGAGAGCUGCUGAUCCUGCAGGAGGAGCCGGACGGACUCUGCAGCGUGGCGGAGACCGUUGAAAUAGACACAAUGUAACCUGAAGCCGGAGGACGCCGAUGAUCAAUCAGGUGAUUGAUUAAUGAGAUCCACCUUCCAUCAGCCGACCUUGUCUGCAUUUAACCUCCCUUAUUAGGGAAAAUUGUCUUUGAGCAACCUCCAUACAACAGAUGGGAAUAAAUUAAAGCUGAUUAACUGCUGAUUAUUCAGAAAAAUACUCAGUUUUCAUUAACUUUGUGCUGUUUUUGCUUUCAAAGAGGCAGUGUUAUGUUAAACUGACGUUUUUGAUGUUAAUCCCUCAUCAGAAACACCUGGAGUGUUGACACGGUUCUUCCAUCCAUGUUUGAGAAGCAAUUUAAUUUCCAUGGCAACUAGUUGCAGCUCCUCCGGACUCAGCUCCUUCAGACUAGCCAGCAGCAAUUAGCAAACACCUGGUGGAACCGCUGAGCUCAUCAUAGGAGCUGCUGCUCAGAGCCACGCUGGUAAAAAUGUUGUUGAUGGUUUAAUAGAGGAGCCAUGUUGAUGACUUCCUGGAGGCGGAGUUUCUCAAAGAGCUCCUGGCCCAAGUUCAAGAUGAUUAAUCAGGAAGUGAAAUUUAUUAGUUAUAUUUGAUAUAUUUAGCAUUUUUAUAACUGCUGAAGGUAACAUUAUUAGAUGAUUACACUAUACAGCGAUUCUGUGUGCCUGGAAAGUGCAUAAUACCGCCCCUUUAACACAUUUUCAAGGGCUUAAAGCUGCAGUAUAUGACUUUUAUUAAAAAAAAAUAUUUUUAAAUACAUUUAUUUAAAUUAUUAUUAUAUCAGUAUAAAAUUUAUAAAAUUAUUUGUUCAGAAAUAAUCAGUCAGAGCCAGGAGGGUUUUAACGCUCUCAUGUUCAUCCCUCCCACUUGCUCUCUGCUAAGCUAAAGCUAACCACAGCAUAUACUGCCAUGAAUGCUAAGGCUAGUUAGCAUGGCCACCAGUGAAACCAAUGGAAAUGAAUUUGCUUUGCUGCACUGAGGGCGAAAACGGGUCUUUGUGUUUGUAAAGGUUGCAAAGUGUUUUACACCAUAAAAACAUCAAAAAGCUUCACAUGUUAAGUUCUGUCAUCAAAUUUAUCAAUAUACAUCAAAUAUAUUGAUCAGUGUUCCAGUUAUCAUGAGUCAGAGGGACUCUAACUGGUGGGGGUUUAGCCUUCAGUUUAGCCCGUGUUUCCACUGUUUUGCAGUUUUCUGUAAGUUUGUUCCAGAUUAAUGGAGCAUAAAAUUGUCUGGAUAUUUCUGGGAGUUUUUUAAUGUUCUUCAGGUGAUAGAAGGCCGACUUUGUAGAUUCAUUUAUGUGUUUCUGGAGGUUCAGGUCUGAAUUUUAAAACUCAAGUAUUUUAUGUAAUUUGUUUCUCACCAGGAGAACAAAGUGGUGCCGGUCAGAUGUCCAAACAUUUUGUGCCAAAUAAUAAGAAUAGAACAUUUUUAUUACUUUUUAAUAAUACUUGUGUCUAUUUUUUACAACAAAACCAGAAUUUGGAUCACUAUUUCUUUUUAAAACAUUAGUUGUGUUUUGUUGUGGAAGGUGCAACCUCAUCUUAAAGAUUAUGAACAUUUGUCAAAAAGAGAGCAGAAAGCAUUAUUUCUAAUAGAUAAAAACCUUUUCUUGUUUCUAACAUUUUUCAUCUCAAGAGUAAAAAUGAGUGGCAACACUUUUACAGUUUUGUUCAUAGAUGUUUUCCAUCCAAUCAAACUGAGUUUGAUCUAAUUUGAAAAGAGGAAAGGACUAAAAACUUCAGUCUAGAUGUUUGAAGGAGGUGGAGACAAAGUUCAACUGGGGACAUAAGAACAUAAACAUUUGUAUGAAAUAAAAUUCAAACAAAAUACUGAGACAUUUGUGGUUUCAAAGUAAAAAUUUGACAAUGAAUAAUUUAAGGCUGAAUGUUUGGUUUAUUUUUAAAUAAACCUUUGAUUGCUUUAUUUAGUCGUCAGAAACUUACUGUCAAAAAUAAACGGGCCUAAAAUAAAUUUAAAAAGACGUCAGUAAUGUUCACAUCUCCUCACCUCAGAAAAGCCAAGCAGAUGGAAAUCUUUUAUCAGAUCUAGAUCACACAUUUCACAACUUCUGCAUCAAAACCUUUUUAGUAAAUGUGAAAAUAUCUCGUUGUGAUCUGCAGCGUGAAUCCUCUUCCUGCGGCACGAUGACAAACACUCAGAAAGCUCUCCACCCUGAAGGACUCUGACUGCAGGGAGAAACCUGUAAUUAAAUGCCAGUCGUGUUCAGGAGGACCUUGUUUGGAUCUGCAAUGGAUUUCAUGUGCUGCAUAAUAAAGAGCCCAGGAAGUGUUACUUCUGUUGCACCAAAAUGCAUGAGUAGAAGUUGAAAAAAGGAUCGCUCAAGGAUAUUGUUCAUUGAAAAUAAAAUAAUGGAAAUCAAAAGAAGCUGCAGACAUCAGGUCCCUACCGGGUUUUAAGGCAUUCGCCAUGUAAUUUCUCUGUUUGGAGGCGGAAGCUGCAGUUCAUCUCUCCAGAGUCAGCUCUCACGGGAAAUAUCGCCAGUAAAACUAAGAAGCAGCCAGGCAGAACGUAAAAUCAUUAAAAGAAGCAUCAUUUAAAUUCAAGCCAUUCUGGACCCAACUACUAGAAAACUGCAAAACAGCCGAAACACCGAGUUUCUUUAAAUCAAAACUAAAAACCCACAUGUUUGGAAUUGCUUUUAGAUAGUAAUACAUGGAAAAUUGACCAACAUAUUUGAUCCACAUCGAUGAGUUUAAUGAUGACACUUGACAAAAAUGUACACUGCAAAAACCCAAAAUCUUACCAAAUAUCUUUGUACAAUUGAAAUAAGACAAAAAUAACUUUAAAAUCACUUCACCAGAUAUAACUGCUUGUUUCAAGCCAAUAAUUCCAGAAUAUUAAUGAAAAAGUUCCAUUUUCAUCGGCACUAAUAACAUGAGGAAAACAUCUUGAUAUAAGUGAAAUAAUCUUACGAUUGGAACGAAAUGUUUUUCAUCAAUAUAAAGGAACUAUUGAGUUAAAACAAACU